This is a messenger RNA of Chenopodium quinoa (quinoa), 1928 nucleotides long. RefSeq lists its product as uncharacterized. The coding region runs from base 1 to 1434 and encodes 477 amino acids. The record is from RefSeq and is a predicted model, not a curated record. NCBI's taxonomy places the organism in Eukaryota, Viridiplantae, Streptophyta, Magnoliopsida, Caryophyllales, Amaranthaceae. Gene Ontology annotation, molecular function: glycosyltransferase activity. The transcript is spliced from 2 exons.
AUGCUGUUUAAGCUUAUUGAUCCAUCAUCAGUUUUUAUGAUGAAGAAGCGAUUUUCAUCUGGUUCAUGCAAUGCAAUGGUGAUUCCUUUCAUGAUGGCUCUAUCAUUUAGCCUAUUCUCCGUGCUUUACUUUUUCUAUGGCGACUCUUCUUCCCGAUUCAAUCACUUCUCUUCCAUAUCGAAAUCGCCUUCAUUUGCAAGAAAUCAAGAUCAAAAUCUAAAAAGAGAGAAGUCAUCUGAAAGGGACCCACAAUAUUCCUUCCUUCAAGUUGAAUCACAAAUCAGCUGUGACCGGUCUCACUAUCAUUAUGAUCUUUGUUCAAUCAACGGCCCAAAUGUUUUGGACCCAAUUUCCUCUUCUUUCUAUGCUAUUGGGCCAACCAGCCCAAGAAAUUUUAUGCAGAAAAUAAGGCCUUACCCAAGAAAAUGGGAGAACUUGACAAUGUCUAGAAUAAAGGAGGUAACCUUAAUUUCUGGCCCAAAAGGCCCAAACUGCAACGUUAUACACAACACUUCAGCAGUAGUAUUCAGUGCAGGAGGAUACACAGGAAACUUUUUCCAUGAUUUUAAUGAUGGGUUUCUUCCCCUCUUCAUCACCGUCGGAUCGAUGUCUUUGUCCAAUCAAGAUGUUGUCCUUGUGAUCACGAAGUCGCGUGAUUGGUGGGUUAGUAAGUAUAGUGAUCUCCUUGGUGCAUUUAGCAACUACCCAAUUAUUAAUCUUGACAAUGAAACUAUUACACAUUGUUUUAAAUCUGUUUCAUUGGGCCUAGUCUCACAUGGGUUCAUGACUAUCAAACCAAGAUUAAUGCCCAAACCAACAACGAUUCUAGAUUUUCAUUAUUUCCUAAAUAAGGCCUAUGGAAAAGCCCAACAAACUGAUUUUCCAAUUCCGAUGACUCGGCCCAAAUUGAUCUUGCUUAGUCGAUCCAGUGGGGUGGGCCGAGUGAUCUUAAACCAAGUUGAAAUCAAGACGAUAGCGGAGAACAUGGGCUUCAACGUGUUCGUAUUUGAGCCCAAGCCCGAGAAUACAUUGUUUGAGGCUCAUGGGCUUAUGAAUGAGAGUCAUGUAAUGGUGGGGGUCCAUGGGGCGGCGUUGACCCAUUUUUUGUUUCUACGGCCGGGUUCGAUUUUCAUUCAAGUUGUACCCAUAGUGAUCGAUGGGGUUGCAGAAAUGUGUUUCGGAAAACCCGCUAAGGAAAUGGGCUUGACAUAUUUGGAGUACAAAAUAAGGGUUGAGGAGAGUAGCUUGGUAAAUAGAUACAACAAAUCUGACCCAAUUCUUACAAAUCCAAUGUCCUCUAACAAAAAUUGGUGGGCCGAUUUAGGUAAGGUAUAUUUGAAGGAGCAAAAUGUUGAAUUGGAUUUGAUUAGGUUUAAGGAUUACUUGAAGUAUGCAUAUAUUAAGGCUAAGAGGUUCAUGAACAAGGUUGGAUAGCACUAGUACAAAAUUACAAAUUAUAAUAAUAUUUAUACUCUAAUACUUAUUUAAACAAUUAUCAAAUUGCCUUUCAUUUUUUAAUUUUCUUUGUUUUUAUGGGUUAAAUUUCUACUUUCAUCUGUUCCUUUCUACUAGUCAUCCUGAUCUCCUCCAAAAAUGAAUUUCGGAAGUAUUGCUGCUUUGACCCACUUCAAGAAUCAAUAGGUUUUAAAGGUUUGAGUUGAGACACUUGAGAGUGAGGGAUAACUCAGGUGGUUAGAGCUUCCCUCUCGAUUCCAAGGGAUCUAGGAUUUAUUCUUAUUCUACUAUUGUGGCUCUCUAAACACCAAAAAUAACAAUAAAAAAUAAAAAAUAAAAAAAAAAUUAAAGUUUAAUAUCUCGAUAAAAAUCAGAGAUUGUUUUAAGAAAAUUAAGUGAUUGAUAUCCUUUUUAUAUGAGAAUCGAUUUCAGAAUCACCUAGAAUCGAGAGGGGAGUCCUAACCACCUGAGCU